Molecule: messenger RNA, 255 nt
Organism: Enterobius vermicularis (human pinworm)
Lineage: Eukaryota; Metazoa; Nematoda; Chromadorea; Rhabditida; Oxyuridae
Source: the annotation of a GenBank genome assembly
AAAAGUAUUUUUAUAAUGAAAUGUUUAAUUUUUUUUUUUUUUUUUGUAACGCUGGCCAACGGACAACAAGUUUGUAUUUCAAAUUGUCGUCGUCAACAUCGGACCAGUGUCACAUCACAUCUGAGUCAUUUUGAGCCAAUGCCAACGAUACACGAAGAGGAUGAUCUUGAUGUAGGCAGUUUUACAAAAAAGGAAAGAAUAGAGAGAAGAAAACAGAACUUUACUGUUAUGCAGCACACCUUAAAAAUUUUUUGA